AUGAAGGUUACUGAGAUUUUUGGGGUUGUGAUGCUGUUACAGAUCAGCAUUGGGGUCUCAGUGAAUGUAUUCCUUCUCCUGUUUUAUACCCGCAAGAUCUCCACCAGCCACAAGUUCAGCUCCUCAGAUCUAAUUCUCACCCAUCUAGCUUUGGCUAACACACUCAUUCUUUUCACCCUUGGAAUCCCGGAGACCUUGUCAACUUGGGGAUUGAGAAAUUUUCUGGACAAUGUUGGAUGCAAAAUCCUCAUGUAUCUUUAUAGAGUGGCCCGAGGCCUUGCCAUCUGCACCACUUGCCUUUUGAGUGUCUUCCAAGCCAUCACCAUCAGUCCCAGCACUUCCAGGUGGGCACGAGUCAAAGCCAAAUUACCACAGUGCAUCUUCCCCUGCUGUGUUCUUUCCUGGAUCCUCAACAUGAUAGUAGAUGAUAUACUGAUUUACAUGACAGGCCAGAACAGCAGCACUGUUCAUAUCGUAUUAGAUCUCAAAUACUGCUCAAAAAUCAGUGCCAUUGCAGAAGCAGCCCUGGUAAUUGUGGUUGUACUUUCCAUCCGGGAUCUCUUCUUUGUGGGGCUUAUGAGUGUGGCCAGCAGUUACAUGGUCUUUGUCUUGCACAGACACCACAGGCAGGUCCAACACCUUCAUGGGUCCAGCCACUCCACUAGGGAAAUGCCUGAAGUCAGGGCAGCCAAGAGAGUCCUUGCCCUAGUAACCCUCUACAUUAUCCUCUAUGGGCGACAGUCAAUCAUGCUGAGUGUUUUACUGAACAAAAAAGGAAAUGCUCCUCUACUGGUGAAUUUUCAUAUGGUUUUAUCCUUCACUUUCUCAGUCAUAAGUCCAUUUUUGAUUAUUGAAAGUGAUAGGAGAAUAAAGACAUUCCUGAAAAGGGAAUCUCCUGAUUCCCACACAGAGCUCCUCUAG
Messenger RNA from Ornithorhynchus anatinus (platypus), 921 nucleotides. RefSeq names its product vomeronasal 1 receptor ornAnaV1R3208. The record is from RefSeq and is marked inferred. Gene Ontology annotation, molecular function: pheromone receptor activity. NCBI's taxonomy places the organism in Eukaryota, Metazoa, Chordata, Mammalia, Monotremata, Ornithorhynchidae. Gene Ontology annotation, biological process: G protein-coupled receptor signaling pathway. Gene Ontology annotation, cellular component: membrane.